Striga asiatica is the source of this 1276-nucleotide messenger RNA. The record is from the annotation of a GenBank genome assembly. NCBI's taxonomy places the organism in Eukaryota, Viridiplantae, Streptophyta, Magnoliopsida, Lamiales, Orobanchaceae.
AAAAAAAGAGAAAAGAAAAAAAAUCCACCGCCGUCCGCCGCCGCAAUGAAGAGCCAGCACCCAUUCCCGGCGGCCGGAAAGCCGAUCUCCGCCACGAUACCCCUCCUCUCACAGGCAUUCUUCUUCGUCUUCGGCCUGACGCUGGGAAUCAUCCUCUGCUUCAACUACCGGAGCUUCUCCUUCAACCUCCAGGUCACCAACGGCCAAUUCUCAAUCUUCACUUCCCAGUCCAUCGCCGACCGUCCGCCGUCUCCGCCGCCGCCCCGUGAUCCGGCGGCGACGGCGGACGACGGGUGGGUGGAUUUCCUGGAGCCGCCGCGGGUGAUGCACGGGAUGAGCGACGGGGAGCUGAUGUGGCGGGCGUCGAUGGCCCCCAAGGCGGCGGGGAUCGGGCCGGGCCGGCCGGCGAAGGUGGCGUUCAUGUUCCUGACACGUGGGCCCGUGGUGCUGGCGCCCCUGUGGGAGAUGUUCUUCAAGGGGCACAGGGGAAAGUACUCCAUUUACGUGCAUUCGGAUCCGGGCUAUAACGGGUCGGAGCCUCACGGAUCCGUCUUUCACGGCAGGAGGAUUGAUAGUAAGGAAGUGCAAUGGGGCGACGCGAACAUGGUCGACGCCGAGCGUCGACUUCUCGCCCACGCUCUCCUUGACGUCUCGAACCAGAGAUUCGUCCUCCUUUCCGAGUCUUGCGUUCCUCUCCACAACUUCUCGACUAUUUACUCUUACCUCCUCAACUCCAACCAAACUUUUGUCGAGUCCUACGACCUCCCGGGCCCAGUGGGCCGAGGCCGCUAUAGCCCAGACAUGUCCCCCACAAUCCUCCUCUCCGACUGGCGCAAGGGCUCACAAUGGUUCGUCUCGGACCGCCACCUGGCGCUCGAGGUCGUCUCUGACUCGACCUAUUUUCCGGCCUUCAAAAACUACUGUAAAGGGGGGUGCUACGCGGACGAGCACUACUUGCCGACACUCGUGGGCUUGCUCCCAGGCGGGUUUGCGGCCCGGAAUGCGAACCGGACGCUUACGUGGGUCGACUGGGCGAGGGGUGGGCCCCACCCGACAAAGUUUAUCAGAACGGACGUGGGCCCGCGGUUUCUCGAGUGGUUGAGAGGGGGAGGGGGAAAGACGUGUGGGCCGGAGAAGAUGAUGGGCCCGUGCUACCUUUUCGCGAGGAAGUUCACGCCGGAUGCGCUCGAUAGGCUGAUGAGGUUUGCGCCGCAGGUCAUGUACUUCGACACGUAGAGAGAGGAAAAUAAAAAAUAAAUUUUUUUUUUUUUAUUAU